CAGUCCAGUUGGAGACUACUCCUCUCCCUCCACCAUGACCCUCGAAAAGCGCAACAACGCUUUAUACUACAACGACAACACCGUCAACGGCGCAACAGCAGACAUAGCCAUAACCACCCGCGGCUCAGACUGGUACUUCGCCGUGAGCGCCAUAAUGGCCGUCGCGGCAUUCUCCUUCAUCGGCCUCGCACUGCGCAAGCCCCGCCGCGACCGCCUCUUCCACUACAUCACCGCAUCCGUCACUUUCGUCGCCGCUAUCGCGUACUUCACCAUGGGUUCGAAUCUCGGCUUCACGCCCAUCGCCGUGGAGUUUUCGCGCGCGGAUCCGAAAGUCCGAGGGCAGUAUCGCGAGAUUUUUUACGUCAGGUAUAUCGAUUGGUUCAUUACUACGCCGUUGCUGCUCAUGGAUUUGAUGUUGACGGCGGGGAUGCCGUGGCCGACGAUCCUGUUUGUGAUUCUGGUCGAUGAGAUUAUGAUUAUCACGGGUUUGGUGGGCGCGUUGGUGAGGUCGAUUUAUAAGUUUGGGUUCUUCGCUUUCGGUUGUUUCGCACUCUUCUACAUCAUCUACCACCUAGCCUGGGAAUCGCGCCGCAACGCCGCGCGCUACGGCGCAGACGUAUCCCGCGUCUUCCUGCUAACGGGCUCCCUCACGACGCUGCUCUGGAUCUGCUACCCGAUCGCCUGGGGCGUCUCCGAGGGCGGCAACGUCAUCGCCCCGGACUCCGAGGCCGUCUUCUACGGGAUCCUCGAUCUUCUCGCGAAACCCGUUUUCGGCGCGUUGCUGAUUUGGGGUCAUCGGGGGAUUGAGCCGGGGAGGUUGGGGCUGCAGAUUAGGGACUAUGAUGGGGAUGAUUAUGUUAGUGAGAAGGUGGGGAAUGGGGUGAGUAAUGGGCAUGGCAAUGGCGUUACGAAUGGCCAUGGGAAUGGCGUGGUGAAUGGGCAUGGUGGUGUUGCUGAUCAUGCACCUGCUGGCGCUCCUGUUGGUGGUGGUGCGCCGACGCAUGCUCCUAACGUGUAGUCUAGUUUUGGCUGAGAGAAGAGUGUGGCAGUUUGAAUCGUGUUGAGUGGGGAUUCGGAGGGUGGUACAGUUGGUUUUCUCUUUCCGUUCGGUUAGGGUUGAUUCGGGCUUUCUUUUCUCUUCUAUUGUCGUACAGUUUCUGCUUAGUCCGGUCAGGGGGAAGAUAUGUAAUGUUUGAUUGAGUGGAAGUUUGUAUUGGGAUUGAUAUACC
Messenger RNA from Periconia digitata, 1229 nucleotides. NCBI's taxonomy places the organism in Eukaryota, Fungi, Ascomycota, Dothideomycetes, Pleosporales, Periconiaceae. The record is from the annotation of a GenBank genome assembly.